UAGCUCAAGAAGAAACGAAACCUAAAUCUGAGAGGACAAGAAAGGCGGAGUGAAAGAAACGCAUUAAUAAGCAGUAACAAGAAACAAGGCUUGAAUCUUAGCAGUCAAGCUGAAAAUUAUACUGGCUGAGGUAUUGCUUGCAGGAAGUAAGCCUGAAAAUGGAAUCUAACCCUAAAAGAGCAAGAUCUGAUGUUGGUUACAUUCGUCUGUGUGACUCCGUUGGUCAUACUGCUGAGCAACUUAUUUACCCCAUCAUAAAGGCAGAAGAGUCAAUCCGGGUAAUGUUUGAACAUCAGAAAGAAUCAUUGAUGAAUAUUCUCUGCAAAAAAGGAAUUACAUUGUGUCCAGCAACAGAACAUAAUUUCGUGGAGGGUAACAUUUUUAUUCAGUGUGAACCAUUUUCAAAAUGGAAUGAUAAAACGCUAAAAACAUACACAGAUGAUGUUAACUUGAAGCUACAAAAUUUUAACAUUCAAAGUGUUUCAAUUGAUCAUGUAAUGGAACAGUCAACACUUUCCCAGCCAAUAAUUCCAGAAUUUGAUGCCAGAAUUUAUGAACUGGAAUCAAAAUAUCAACGCCAUUUAAGUUCUUACCAGCAGUCAACCAAACAAGAUACAAUACCAGCAGACUUGCAAAUUAUUGGAACAUUGCUGAAAGAAUUAAAAGACAUCAGAGUUUCAAUUGCUGUGUUAUCACACAAUGCUAUAGGAAAAAGCUUCCUGCUAAACCUGCUUCUUCUACUGACUUCUGAAAGUUACAGGCCAAAUAGAAAAAUAAAGCUGCCAAAGGAGAUUACAGGAAACCCGACUGUUAAAACUGUGAAAGAGGAACAUUUUGAAGAUUUGCCAGAAGCAAUACAAGAUUUUCUUCAUGACAUCACAGAAGAUCAGCAAGAUUUCAAAAAUUUACUGGAACCAAUUUGUCGUGAAUUAAGUUUCACCAAUGAAAUGGAACAGCGAAAAGUCGAACUAUCCUUCAGAGAACUGAGCAGAUAUUUCAUGAUCAUGCACGUGUAUCCAUUGAACUUAUUUGCUUCAGAAAAGGGUAAUUCUGAAGCCUACCACUGCACAACCAACUGUGUUAUCCAUAUAAGGCACGGUGCCUCAUUUCAAGCUAAAGUGGAAUACUUUAGUGAGGAAGAAUUACAGAAUCAGUUGUUCGAAUUGUUUUUUUCAGAAAGAGAGGUAUGCAGUGACAAUAAGAAGACUCACAGGAAAUCACUGAAGAAAGAUUUGCUGUUUUAACCAAAAGUAAACUGGAGAAGGAGAAACUACAUAAUACUCUGGAAUUAAUAACCUCUCCUAAGGACAUCAUGUUAUGUGAAGAGGUAAAGAAAUUUGCAGGAAAAACUGAGCUUUAUAUUGGAAAAGGGGUUAACCCAACAAAUGACCGACUAG
Bufo bufo (common toad) is the source of this 1397-nucleotide messenger RNA. RefSeq lists its product as uncharacterized. Lineage: Eukaryota; Metazoa; Chordata; Amphibia; Anura; Bufonidae. The record is from RefSeq and is a predicted model, not a curated record. The coding region runs from base 159 to 1244 and encodes 361 amino acids. The transcript has 10 exons.